Molecule: messenger RNA, 2793 nt
Organism: Heterostelium album PN500
Lineage: Eukaryota; Evosea; Eumycetozoa; Acytosteliales; Acytosteliaceae
Exons: 3
Coding region: 1-2793 (930 amino acids)
Biological process (GO): proteolysis
Molecular function (GO): serine-type peptidase activity
Source: RefSeq, a predicted model, not a curated record
AUGUUACCAAAAAAUCAACUUCUACAGCAACAACAAUUCAUUAAGUUGCGACAACAAUCAAAUAAUCAUAACGAUAACAAUAAUAAUAGUAGUAGUAAUAGAUAUAACAUGAAAUACUCAAUUAUUGUUAUUCUAUCACUAUUGAUUCUAUCGAUAUCAUUAGUAGUUCAAUCAUCAAAGAUACAAUAUGGAUAUAAACAAUUAAAUACUAGUUUACCUAUCAAAUUUAAUAUUAUUGGACCAUUUCCUAUUGGUGAAAGAGAGGAGUGUUACGAUACUUUAGAAGCUUACGGUGGAAUUUGGAAUAUUCCAAUUGGCGAUGACACAUUGUAUCCAUCGGAGCUUGGAAACGAUGGUAAAGUAGGAUGGACACAAUACACAGCAUCAACACCGGGUUCAGUGUCGAUCGAUUGGAGUUCUUCGAUCUCCUGGCAAUUCUUACAGUCGGUAUGGGGAUGGAAUAUAUGGCUGUGGUACGGUUAUGCCGUCGGUGAGCUGGAAGUCGCCCAGAAAGGAUCGUACAUUCUCCAAUGCACUGGAACACGUGCCAUUUUCAUUAGAUACCCAGACUCUGACUUGAUCUUGGAGUUCAAUGGUGACUACUAUUCCUAUGGCACCGGUGCACAGUCACUCAUUCUUCCGGCUGGAGUAUACCAAUUCGUCGUGAGAAUGGACAGUUCGGUGCGUUUGAAUCAAUCGCCACUAGGAUCGUUCUCCUGUUCUUUCACACAAGCAACUUCACUGCUUGAACCGAUCGGAGCAGACACUCUGCUACCGGACAUUGUGAACGGUCAACUCAGUUCACCAUAUGCAUCGAUUACCGUCCUAAAUACUUCACCAGGCAUUCUACGUGCACUCAGUGCCAACGUAAGAAUCUCAGGUGUGUCAUCGACAACCAGCUUAGCUGUCAACUACAACCUCAACAUUGCACCAAAUCAAAAACUGGCAAUUCCUCUCAAUAUUUCAUUUGGUGACUUGGUAAGUUUGUCGCAAUGUCCAUUGCCAGCCGAUAUCGACAUUAUGGUGAAUGGACAAAUCGUUGUAACUGUCAGCUCAACCUUUAAUUGUACACAAUAUCCAAAUCCAUACACUUUUACUUUCUUGGACUAUGAUAACACCGUUCAGUAUGCUGUUACCAAUCCUCCAAUCGACUGUCAAGGACAACCAUGUGGUGUAAUGCUUGCUACCCAUGGUGCCGGUGUCGAGGCAAACUCUCAAUUCUGGAUGGACGCUAUUCCACGUCAGCAAAACCUCUAUAUCCUCUAUCCAACAGGUCGUCGCUCAUGGGGAUACGACUGGGAGUCGGCAUCGCGUAUCAACGUAUUCAACGCACUCCAAUACCUAGCAACAAACCUUCCAGGUAUUCCAUCGAAUAUCAAAUCGGAAUAUCCAAUUGACGCUACCAAAGUGUUGUUUGUUGGUCAUAGCAUGGGUGGACAUGGAUGUUGGUCUCUGUUAUCACAUUUCGGUGAUUUGGCAAUGGGUGGUGCAUGUGCUGCCGGUUUUGUUAAACUUCAAUUCUAUGUUUUCAUGAAUACCAAACCAGGAUACUCUUAUGUUGAUCCAAUUCUUCAAGGAUUGUUGAUGGCAUCGAUUGCAGAGAAUGAUAACGAUAUGUAUACUACUAAUUUGGCUGGUUUGCCGUUGAUGGCACGUUAUGGACAGAACGAUACCAAUGUGAAUCCAUGGCAUUCGCGUCGUAUGGCUCGUAUGACUGCCGAAGCCAACGGAAAUGCAUCGUCAGUUAUCAUUAGCGAGGUUCCAAACGAAGGACAUUGGUUCGAUGGAAUUCUCGGUGAUUCAUACAUGCAGCAAUUCUAUCAGUCGAUCAUCAGUGGUGGACUUUCACAUCCACCCAUUCCCAAGACAUUCACUGUCACCACGAACAAUCCUGCAUCAUCGGGACAGCGUGCCAACAUUGAAAUUCUUCAACUGACAACACCAUUCCGUGUUGGUAGAAUUCAAAUCACUCAGGUUCCUCAGCCAAAUGGCGACCUCUACUGGGUCAUCUCAACUCAAAACGUAAGAAGAUUCGGAAUAGCACCGACACCAGUUCGACAGGUGAUGCCAACACACGUGAAAAUCGACGGACAACUCUUCUCAGUUGCCUAUUUGCCAAACUAUCAUUUCACAGCACCCGAUAAAUAUGGAAUCUACUGGAAUGUAUCGGACGAUACCACCUGGCAGCAGUUGGAGCGUUCUGCUUCCACCUACGGACCGAUGAGACAAAUUUUCGAGAAGCCGUUCUCGAUUGUCACCGGAUCCAACGUCAGCGUUGAAACUACCGAGGUUUUCGAAUGGGCAGCUUCGUACAUCUCCAAUUUCUGGCAAACAUACGGUCGUGGUUCGCCUCAGAUUGUUAGCGACGCCGAGUUUGUGCCGACCGCCGACUGCGCCACUUCCAACUACAUCCUGUUGGGUUCGCCCUAUGAAAAUGCUGUCACCAACAAAUAUCAACCACUGAUUCCAGUGACAUACAGCGAGUUUGGAUUCUCAAUUGGACCGACCAACUAUGAAGAUCCAACAAUGGGUGUGGCUACACUAGCUCCCAACCAAUGUGGAACCGGUCUGAUAUUAGUUGUUUCCGGUAACUCUGUAGAGGGAUUCCUCAAAGCUGUGAAAGCAAUCCCACAAAGAUCGGGUGUUGUCGUUCCAGAUUAUAUGGUUGUCGGAAACGAAUGGGGAUUCAAAGGUGCCGGUGGAAUUGUAGCUACCGGUUUCUGGAGUAACAAUUGGCAAUUCAAUACCGACUCUGCAUAUCAAGCAUUAAAUUAUAACUCUGCGUGGUUAUAA